AUGAGUGGUAUAUCUCGAAUCGCCAUUGGCCAACUAUGCUCCUCAUCGAGCUUGAACAGGAAUCUAGAGACUGUUAAGAGACUUAUCGGUAAAGCUAUUGAUAGCGAUGCCCAAAUGAUAUUCUUCCCUGAAGCCACUGACUACAUUUCAAGAGAUGCUGCACAUUCCAAGAAAUUGGCUUAUGGUAGUCCACUGUUUGUUGAGGAGUUGAGAGGAGAGAUUCGAAACGUUUACGAAAAGACUUCGAAGAAGAUUGAUGUUGCAGUUGGAGUUCAUCUGCCACCUACGGUGUUUGAAAUGGAGAAAGGUGAGAAUCGAGUAAAGAAUGUAUUGCUCUAUAUUAAUUAUAAAGGGGAUAUUGUUCAAUCGUACCAAAAAAUGCAUUUAUUCGACGUUGACGUGCCUAACGGGCCCAUCAUGUUGGAAUCCAAGUCUGUGCAGCCGGGGCACAGUUAUGCUGAUAUCGUGGAAAGUCCAGCUGGUAAAUUGGGGCUUGCGAUUUGUUAUGAUAUUCGAUUCCCAGAGCAGUCUAUGGAACUACGGUCCAGGGGAGCUGAGAUAUUGUGCUUCCCCAGUGCUUUCACUAUGAGAACCGGUGAAGCUCAUUGGGAGCUGCUGGGGAAAGCAAGAGCUAUGGACACGCAAUGUUUCGUUGUAAUGCCUGCCCAGAGCGGGCAACAUCGUGUGUAUGAAGACGAAGAAGAUGACGAAGCUGGGAAACGCGAUGAUUCGCAACCACGUAGAUCAUGGGGUCAUUCAAUGGUUAUCGAUCCCUGGGGUCGGAUAAUAGCCCAGUCGAGUCAAGGAAGUGACACUGAGCUAAUCAUUGCAGAUUUGGAUUUCACGAUUUUGCAAAGUGUGAGAACUAAUAUGCCCCUGUGGCAACAACGUUCGAUCUUGAAUAAAUCAUUACAAAACGAGUAG
Torulaspora delbrueckii is the source of this 924-nucleotide messenger RNA. It is a transcript of the gene NIT2, whose product is annotated as putative hydrolase. Bases 1 to 924 code for a protein of 307 amino acids. The transcript has a single exon. Lineage: Eukaryota; Fungi; Ascomycota; Saccharomycetes; Saccharomycetales; Saccharomycetaceae. Gene Ontology annotation, molecular function: hydrolase activity, acting on carbon-nitrogen (but not peptide) bonds, in linear amides. The record is from RefSeq and is a predicted model, not a curated record.